UAGGAAACGAAGGCUCUCGGUUGAGAGUCUGUCUAUUGCAGAUGGUUUGGUCCACAAGGCGCGUCUAGAUUGGUUCUAUAAACCAGCGAAAGUAUUUGUUCAAAUGUACAAAUGUCCGGGAUGGUCUUGCCGUGGCUCCUUAUUCUGGAGAUGGUGUUGUAUGCUGGCUGCUUCAUAUGUGGAAUAAUAACAGCUGCCUCGCUGACCAUCACUCAGGGUCACUUUGAUGGCCAGUGCGUUUUAUACGGGACAGUUCUAUACAACACUACAGGCAGAAACUUGGUCUUACAGAGCCCCAGUCACCCCUCCUUAUGCUACUUUAUUUCGGCCAUCUCUGUGUGUGUGUCCAUCUACUGCUUCUCUCUCACGCUCUACUGGAUCUACACUCGCUGUGUGGACGAGGAGGUCAACAGGGAGAGAGUGUGGCUGAACGUGACUCUGUGUGUUUGCGGGGUUGUGCUGUUCUUCCUGGUGGUGUCAGGAUGCACCUUAAGGAUUGGGAGAGAGCGUCUGUGUCUGUCGGCUCGCCACAACGUGCCAUCCUUACACGGCUGUGAAGAGGCCGAGAAUGUAACCUGGGCCAGCCCCAAUACUGGGACGCAGUUCUACUCAGGUUUAUGCAGCUCAGAGCGGUCAGUGUGGGUCAACUUCUUCUUCUGGGUUCUGAUCGUGGUGGUGGUGUUGGUGCAGAGACGUCAGGAGAUGCAGUCUGAGUCACUAUGGCGUGUCACCGAGAGAGAGCCCUUCUUCCACCGCCCUGUCUGA
This is a messenger RNA of Osmerus eperlanus (European smelt), 765 nucleotides long. RefSeq names its product transmembrane protein 179Bb (gene tmem179bb). The transcript is spliced from 5 exons. Bases 112 to 765 code for a protein of 217 amino acids. The record is from RefSeq and is a predicted model, not a curated record. NCBI's taxonomy places the organism in Eukaryota, Metazoa, Chordata, Actinopteri, Osmeriformes, Osmeridae.